AUGCUGUCAGUGAGCAAAAAUGGGAUUUGUGAUGAGGAGGAGAGAGAAAAAGAGAGGACAGAAAAAAAUACAAAUGGCCUGGAAACAUGCCGUGGGAAUGAUGAAAGAUUGUUCAAUCAGAAAACGGUUUCAUAUGUCCCAAUUCUUUAUAUGCUGAACAGCUAUCCUCAUUAUGAACCUAAUUUCUACCAACGUAGACCAGCUAUACUGAUUAAUAGUCCAUAUAUGCUUCACACAUAUUAUGCAAAACCAGCUGUACGUAAGCCACAUGCCCAAAUUCCUCAGCAGGCGGUCCUGCCAGAUAUUCACCCACCCACCAUGGCACGUCACCCACGCCAACAUCCAUCACUUUUUGCCAUGCCUCCAAAGAAAACUGAGGCUAAAACAACCAUCCCCACCACUGCUACUGAUGAGCCUAUACCACUUCCUGCCACUGAACCAGUGGUGAACAGUGUAGUCCCUCCAGAAGCUUCCUCAGAGUCCUCCAUCACCGCAAACACCCCAGAGACUACUGCAGUCCAGGUUACUUCAACCGUGGCAUAA
Propithecus coquereli (Coquerel's sifaka) is the source of this 543-nucleotide messenger RNA. It is a transcript of the gene CSN3, whose product is annotated as casein kappa. Lineage: Eukaryota; Metazoa; Chordata; Mammalia; Primates; Indriidae. The record is from RefSeq and is a predicted model, not a curated record. The transcript has 3 exons. Gene Ontology annotation, biological process: lactation; protein stabilization. Bases 1 to 543 code for a protein of 180 amino acids. Gene Ontology annotation, cellular component: extracellular region.